UACCAGACACAGAUGGCUUUUCGAUGAACCGCGCGAGCUCUCUAAGCGAUAUCUGAAAUUCAACCUGCGGCAGCUCCUUGACGUGGCCGUGAAUGUCAGCAAUGGCGCUCGAUACUGCACAAAGGUUGUCAAAUGCUUAGAGGGCCUCCAUAACAAGGCAUUUCUACUAACGAUGGAUAAUGGAGUUGAAGUCGUUGCCAAGCUCCCGAACCCUAACGCCGGACCUGCCCGAUACAUCACCACCUCAGAGGUAGCCACACGCCCGCUAUUACGUGAUCACUUCAACAUACCAACUCCCCGGAUCCUCGCCUGGUCUUGCGAUGUAGCUAACUCUCCUGUUGAGGCAGAGUAUAUCCUCGAGGAGAAGACCGCUGGUGUGCGAUUGGGUUCUCUCUGGAAUCAAUGGCCACGUGAGACGAAGCUCAAGUUGGUUGAGCAAGUCGUUGAUAUGGAGAAUAAGCUGACUAGCACGACCUUCUCUAAACACGGUUGUAUCUAUUUGAAGGAGGAUCACCGUUCACUAACUGGACAGGCGGAAGACCUGAACGAUGACUCAAGUGCCGACGAAGUGCUAAAGCGCUUUACAAUAGGUCCCCUCACUUCGCCCGAGCUAUGGACUGGAACUAGAAGUGACAUGGAAUUAGACCGUGGCCCGUGGAAUAAUCCAUCUGAGUACACACAAGCAUUGGGCCGCAACGAGAUCUCAUGGGUGAAAGCGCAUGCACGCCCGCGGAUGAAUUACUAUCGAUCUGCAUCGGAUCCUGAGCUCCCGGAGGACGGCCUUCACCUCCUCAGACAGUACAUGAAAGUCGCUCCGUUCCUGGUCCCUUCUUCCAACGAUGAGGCCGCCAGCUCGAACGUCCUCUGGCACCCCGAUCUUCAUCUGGACAAUGUGUUCGUUGACCCGCUCACACACACCAUCACCGAUAUCAUUGACUGGCAGUCCGCAUGCGUGGCUCCUCUGUUUUACCAGUCUCACGUCCCGAGGAUGUUCCGACACCCCGGGCCUGUCCAAGAAGGCUGGGCUGUCCCCGAACGCCCUGACAACUUUGAUACUCUCAGUGCGGAGGACCAGGAGAACAUCACCAAUGACCAUGAGAGCCAGAUCAUCCACAAAUACUACGAGGCGCUGGUUUACAAGCGCGCCCCGCGGCACUGGGCUGUCCUUGAGCAGAAAACGAUUCCGAUCGUCCGAAAACCUGCUUGGCUGGUGACUGGAGUGUGGGAGAAUCGCGACCUUUUCUUUUUGCGCCAGUCACUCCUUUCGCUGGUCAACCUCUGGGAGGAUCUUUUCCAGUUACCCUGUCCGAUAGCAUUCACACAAAAAGAGAUUGAGCUUCAUGCGGAGGAGGAAACUAAUAUAGACAGCAUUGGACAGGUGCUUACCUUGUUCCGGGAUCAAGGGGUGCUUCCCGUCGAUGGCAUGGUCGACCCCAAGGAUUAUGGUGUCGCUGUGGAGAAUAGUCGCAAGAUCAAGCAAGUCUUUCUGGGAACUGCUGAAAACGACAAGGAGAGGGAGUUGUACUCCAAGCUUUGGCCUUAUCAAGACACCGAAGACUCAGUGGUCUAAUGCUUAGCAGGGAUGGAGGGAUGAUCUCAAAGCUGUAGGAUAUUAGCGACAGAAUAAGGCUAGGAAGUACGGCUCCUUCCGUCUUAAAUUGGGUUGUUCUUCAGCAGUUCUUACGUAUAUAACUGGACAAUCGGUCAGUGACCGUUGAC
Messenger RNA from Aspergillus japonicus CBS 114.51, 1719 nucleotides. RefSeq lists its product as uncharacterized. NCBI's taxonomy places the organism in Eukaryota, Fungi, Ascomycota, Eurotiomycetes, Eurotiales, Aspergillaceae. Gene Ontology annotation, cellular component: mitochondrion. The transcript is spliced from 5 exons. The record is from RefSeq and is a predicted model, not a curated record. Bases 173 to 1570 code for a protein of 465 amino acids.